Molecule: messenger RNA, 1524 nt
Organism: Rotaria sordida
Lineage: Eukaryota; Metazoa; Rotifera; Eurotatoria; Philodinida; Philodinidae
Source: the annotation of a GenBank genome assembly
AUGCAGUAUUACAAAUAUACCACAGAAUAUUUUUCCAGAUUUUCUGUUCUUCAUGAAUCAACUUUAUUUAAAAUUUUAGCUGAAUGCAAAGCAUCUACUAGACGAGCAGUUAGUGGCUUAAACUACUGUGCUGCUAAUGGUAACGAGGCAUUCGACAAUAUUAUUGAAUUAAUUAAUGGUCUUACUCUUGACACAAGUGAACGUCAUCGCCUUGUCAAUAACAUAAAGAAAGGCAAACAAUAUUUAAAAACGAACUUCAAAGCUAAUGUGGCACGUACAUCACGUGUUUUUGAUCAUUGUAUAUGCUUUUCGCUAAGUGAUCCCACAUCUAAUUCUUUUUCAGCGGCAUGUUCUGACCAUGAACAUGAUCAAGUAUGUUCUGAGUGCUUGUAUCUCGCACAAGCAUUACAAGAUACCAAGCAAGCAAUCGAAAAUAGUAAAGACAAGGAAGAAGAAGUUAAACGGAAAAUGCACAAGUUUACUCUUGCUUAUGAUGCUAUUCAAGCUUGGAAAUCCCAUCAAUUAAGAUCAAUUAAUCAAGACCUUGGAAGAGAGAAUGUUUUAGAUGUUUUAGGUGAAGAUGCAAUUUAUUUGAAUUUAGAUUUUGCCAUGAAUCCUCGGGUUCAUUGUGAUCAAGAACAAGAUGAAUUUAUGGUUGGGAAUCGAAAACAAACUCUUCUUGAAGAAGAUGAUGAAGAAGAGAGUGAAAGCGGAUGUAAUUCUGAAAAAGAUUCGAACGAUUUCGAACAUACAGUCUUUGUCCAUGUGAUCGAUCAAUGCUCACAAGAUAGUAAACUUGUCGUCGCAAUUAUUACUGGUAUAUUUUCAAGAUUAAAAGUACAUGAUAGUUCAAUUGGGCAAGCUUGCAUACGCUGUGAUAAUGCUGGCUGCUAUCAUAGUGCUUAUACAGUGUUAUCGAUGCCAGCUGCUUCCGAGAAGUGUGGAAUAGCAGUACGAAGAAUGGAUUUCGCUGAUCCUCAAGGUAGUAAAGGUUCUAGUGAUAGAUAUGCUGCUAUUAUAAAAUCUCAUGUUAGACGUUAUCUAAAUGAGAAACACGAUGUUACAAAUGCAGAGCAAUUUGUCGAAGCUUGUUUAUCCUAUGGAGGAAAAGUCAUUAUCGGAUCACUCGAUCUAAUUAAACCAUCACCUGAAAUAAUCUUCGGUUCAUCUGUUAAUAAUAAUUUGUCAGGUUCUAUAGAUGUCAAUCUUCGUGGCGAAUGUACUGAAUCGGUCAAUGAAGCUACAAACUUAUUUGAAUGUCCAGAGGAAACAUGUGUAUCUUCGUUUGUGAAAUACGGAAAUUUACUUAGACAUCUUGCAGUUGGUAAUCACCGUCAUAUGCCCGAAAAAGAAUCUCUCAAGGAUGAUAUUGCAGUGCACGAAGCAAUCGAAAGAAUAACAUUCUUGAAGAAAACAAACGAAAUACCAGAAACAGCAAGUAAAGAAAAACGUCCAUUAUCAUUAAUACAAAAUGAACCAAGUACACCAAAGCGUUCAACUACCUCACACAAUCAAAAAUAUUAA